Molecule: messenger RNA, 1466 nt
Organism: Carcharodon carcharias (great white shark)
Lineage: Eukaryota; Metazoa; Chordata; Chondrichthyes; Lamniformes; Lamnidae
Gene: bloc1s1
Product: biogenesis of lysosomal organelles complex-1, subunit 1
Exons: 4
Coding region: 73-447 (124 amino acids)
Biological process (GO): endosomal transport
Cellular component (GO): BLOC-1 complex
Source: RefSeq, a predicted model, not a curated record
GCGAGAUCUGGCUGCGAAUUCCCGUGUUGGUUUGUGAGCGACGUUCCUCUCCUCAGGAACUUCGCCGACAUCAUGUUGUCCCGCUUACUGAAAGAUCAUCAGGCCAAGCAAAAUGAACGCAAAGAACUCCAAGAAAAGCGGAGGAGGGAAGCUGUUGCAGCUGCUACCCGUCUCACUGAAGCACUGGUGGAUCACCUUAAUGUUGGAGUGGCACAGGCCUACGUGAAUCAGCGGAAACUGGACAAUGAAGUAAAAACUCUGCAGAUCCAGGCUGCCCAGUUUGCCAAACAGACUCAACAGUGGCUUGGUAUGGUGGAUAACUUCAACCAGGCACUAAAGGAAAUUGGAGAUGUUGAGAACUGGGCGAGAAGUAUUGAGAUGGACAUGAGGACUAUCGCCACUGCUCUAGAGUACGUCUACAAAGGACAGCUACAACCUGCGACAUGAUACAUCAAAUGUGGAGCUGAGAAAUGGGCAUUUUGUGAGAAAGAAGCUGAAACACCUUCACAGUUUAAAGCUGACGUUCUAAACACAAGCUAUAAAGCAGGGUUUCCAACAGGAAGGUUGCAGUAAGGCUGGAAUGCCCUUCCUGAUGAGGACUGUUAUAUUGUCCACCCACUGUGAUGAUCGUUAAUUACAAUAGCCUCAGAUUGAAUGCAGAUAUCUAAGACUUGAUGCAUUUGUUUUUGUUUUCCUAGGUGUGUAAUAAUCCAGGAAGGAUAAUGUGAAAUGCUAAGAUCUUGAAUAAAAUACAUGCAGGCCUAUUUCAUCAUUCAUUGCUAAAGUAACGCAUGUGUCUCUCUGGUUGCUAGCAGCAAAUUUUGUUUCAAUAAGACACACCAGAGAGCAUUCUUAGUAAAAAUAUUCAGUGGAAUACUGCUCUGUUGAAAACAAAAUGAUUAUAUUUUGAUUAGAUUCCCCCGAAAGCCCAGUCCUCUGUGCCAAACAAUUUGCAUCGUGUUGCUGUAUUGUGUAAUACUGCACUGGUAUUUAUUUUGCCAACUAAGAGGACAUUGUUCCUUUUCCUUCCUGCAGUUUGUCAGUGGGAUGAUGUCAAUUGCCAGUUUGCAGUUAUUGCUUCUCCUUCUUGCAGUGCACUUGUCACUAGGGUGACCUUCCUUGCCAGACUUUGCAGCUGCUGCUUCCCCUUCCUGCAGUGCAUUCUUGAUGGGUGGCUUGUUCGUUGUAUCUGUUGCUUCCCAUUCUGCAGUUCAUUGUCAGGCAGAUAACUCGAUUUGCCAGCCUCUGCUCUCAUGGCUGCUGCUUCCUGUUCUUACUGGGGUGGACCUCGCUUGUUUACUGGUGCUCUGUUUGCUGCAUUCUGGCAUUCCGCAGAAUUAGCAUCCUAAAUAAAACGAAUGCUUUUUUGUUUAAAUGAGCCAAAUUUUUGUGCAAAAGUGUGAUAUUGCCCCACCCAAAAGCAUCUAUCAGCAUACUGAUGUCUAUAAAUAAACUAUUAAAAAUUA